This is a messenger RNA of Syngnathus typhle (broad-nosed pipefish), 2598 nucleotides long. It is a transcript of the gene slc30a9, whose product is annotated as solute carrier family 30 member 9. Gene Ontology annotation, cellular component: nucleus; membrane. The record is from RefSeq and is a predicted model, not a curated record. The transcript has 18 exons. Gene Ontology annotation, molecular function: monoatomic cation transmembrane transporter activity. Bases 155 to 1843 code for a protein of 562 amino acids. Gene Ontology annotation, biological process: positive regulation of transcription by RNA polymerase II; transmembrane transport; zinc ion transport. NCBI's taxonomy places the organism in Eukaryota, Metazoa, Chordata, Actinopteri, Syngnathiformes, Syngnathidae.
UCGAGUGCCGUGUUCUCACGAGAGGAUUAACGUGACGUUCUUAAGCGUCACAGGUCACGUGUACAUUGUUUGUAGCGCUUAGGCUCGCGAAAAUGGACAUAGACUAUGCCGAACAAAUCUCACCGUAGAGCGUUGGUCCGCGUCGUCUGCCAGGAUGCUCCCCUCCCUGGCCCAUAAACCGUGGCAGUUCUUCUGCAGGAUCUCCUGGAGGCACAGAUCGAGGUUCCACCAGCCGUGCCUUGGUUGGCAAACCGGCGCCGCAUUUCCCUCGUGGUUCAGACCACUGGACUGCCGAGUUGCCUCGCUGGGAGCAGCCAAGGUCCACUUCUACUCCACCUUUGGAAACAGCAAAGAUGGACCUCCGAAAUCUCUGUCGGAUGCCACUGAAAAAGUGGCUGCCAAACCAAACAUAAACACUCCAGGUACUGCAGUUAAGGGGCUCACUAAAGCAGAGACUAUUCAAGUGAAAGUUCGGGCCGUCCUGAAGAAGCGGGAAUAUGGCGCAAAGUAUACUCAGAACAACUUCAUCACGGCUGUCCGAGCCAUGAAUGAGUUCUGUCUUAAACCAAGUGACCUGGAGCACCUUCGCAAGAUCCGAAGGCGCAGCCCCCACGAUGACACAGAGGCCUUCACUGUGUUCCUGCGCUCAGACGUGGAGGCAAAAGCAUUGGAUGUGUGGGGAAGCCAAGAAGCUCUGGCCAGGGAGAGAACCCUACGGAAAGAAGUGGAGAGAGAGUACGAAGAAAAUAUCUUUCGUAGUCAGCAGCUGUUGAAGGAAUACAAAGACUUCUGGGGAAACACAAGGCCUCGAUCAGGCAAGAGGGCAACAUUUCUACAAGGUCCAGGAAAAGUGGUCAUGGUUGCCAUUUGCAUAAAUGGGCUGAACUUCUUUUUCAAGCUGUUGGCGUGGGUCUACACAGGCUCAGCGAGCAUGUUCUCCGAAGCCAUCCACUCUCUAGCCGACACCUGCAAUCAGGCCCUGCUGGCUCUGGGCAUCAGCCAGUCGGUGCGGAACCCCGACGCCGGGCAUCCGUACGGCUUCUACAACAUGCGCUACAUCGCCUCCCUCAUAAGUGGCGUGGGCAUUUUCAUGAUGGGCGCUGGCCUUUCCUGGUACCAUGGCAUCAUGGGACUGCUGCACCCGGAGCCUAUAGAGUCUUUAUUAUGGGCAUACUGCAUUUUGGCGGGUUCUCUGGUGUCUGAAGGAGCCACACUGCUGGUAGCCAUCAAUGAGAUAAAGCGAAGCGCCCAAAAACACAGACUCUCUUUUUAUGAAUAUGUAAUGCAGAGUCGAGAUCCGAGCACCAACGUGGUGCUACUUGAGGAUACCGCUGCAGUGCUCGGUGUCAUCAUGGCUGCCAGCUGCAUGGGACUCACGUCGCUCACUGGUAAUCCUUACUAUGACAGUUUGGGCUCGCUGGGAGUGGGAACGCUGCUGGGCACAGUUUCUGCCUUCCUCAUCUACACCAACACAGAGGCACUGCUUGGACGCUCCAUACAGGCCGAGCAAGUCCAGAAACUCACAGAGUUCUUGGAGAAUGACCCGGCUGUGAGGGCUAUCCAUGACGUAAAGGCCACCGAUAUGGGACUGAGCAAAGUGCGCUUUAAGGCGGAAGUUGACUUUGAUGGCCGAGUGGUGACACGCUCUUAUCUGGAAAAGCAAGACAUCGACCAAAUCCUCAAUGACAUUCAACAGGUGAAGACGCCGGAGGAUCUUGAGAGCUUCAUGCUGAAACACGGUGAGAAUAUUAUCGACACCCUGGGCGCUGAGGUGGAUCGCUUAGAGAAAGAACUCAAGCAACGUAAUCCAGACGUCCGUCAUGUAGACCUGGAGAUCUUAUAACAACACUAACAUGAUGCUUAAGGACCUGCAAGAUGAAGAAGAGGAAAAAGGACGAGCACUCCUGCCUCUGCCGUCCACCUCCCAUUCCUUAUAGAAAAGCUCUGCCUCCUCACAGGCUUCCGUGCAAAGACACUUGAACAGUUAACAGUACCAAACAGUUCAAAACAAUCAUAUUUUAUGAAAGAAGCUCUCCUCUCAUUUCAGCACAGCACAGGUAUGACUGUGUUCAUUGAUAUCUCCUCCCUAAUGACGUCACAACAUGAUAUCAUGUUCCCCAACUAUUAACUCUGGACAGGCUUGAUGAAGAUUGAAUACGAUUUAUUGCAAAUCACGCAUAUAAUAAGUGUCCAGGCAUAAAUAGUAACCUUUGAAUAGAGUGACCUGCAAAACUAAUCAAAACACAUGACUUUAUAAUUAGUAAUAUAAAGACAGAACAACAGUAUAUAUACCAGUUUGGGUAUUUCCAAUCCAACGGGGUAAUAACAUUUUAUUUCAUUUAUUUUUUAACUCUACUCGCAAAACACAGAAUUUCCGCUUUUGGCAAAACUUGUACGAAAAUUGAUUUGCCCCGUUUCCACUGAGUGUUCUGCCCAGCAGUUGCGGCCACAGUCAUUUCAUGUAGGUUAGUGAGGAGGAUGCAUAAUGUAAUAUUUGACUUGUGAGAGUGUGUGUGAGGAGGUGGGAAGCAUUUGCUGCACUGAUGCUGGAGUUGGAACAAAUUUGCAAAAAAUAAUUUAUUAAACUAUUUUGAUUUC